UUCCGUUAUAGAAGCACAUGGGCAUAGAAAUGCAAAACAAGUGUUAACGCUGAAUUUGUCGACAGAACUACGAUGAAUUAUCACAAUAACACGUUUUCUCCUAGACAGCCUGCUUAUAACCAAUGGCAGAACCAGUCGUGGAACACGAAUUUUCACUCAAAUAAUAAUUUCUCUCCCAGACAACCCUUCCCACCGUUUCCUAACCAUGCUCCUUGCGGCCCAAUGGCAAUGCAGGGAAGCGGGUUUCAUCGACCGCAGUUUCAAAACAACCGUCAUGCAUCUCCACAGUAUUUCCAGGGAGGCAACAGAGGAGGGUACGGGAAUUUUCAAGGCGGUCCCCGUGUGACGUCACCACACCCCAGUGGACGGUCUUUUCAAGGCAAUUGGAACAAUUCAAAUAAUUCGAACAACAACCCGAAUGGGUACCAAAAAUCAAAGAAGAAGAAGGUUGACAAGAGGGAUCUAGCCGAGAACAACAACUUUUUCUGCGACACGUGCGACCGAGGCUUUAAGAUGAAGGACAAGUAUGAUGAACAUGUUGACGGACAUCAGCAGUGCUCGGUGGCUGGAUGUCCGUAUGUUGCCGCACCCAAACUUGUGCAGCUUCAUUUCCAACUGCAACAUAAGUGUGGAUUGGCUAAAAAGGUUUGGUCUUUGGAAUCGCAGAAAGAUGUCGACAAAUGGAUUGCAGAGAGGAAGAAGAACUUCCCGACGUCUGGUAAUAUAAAGAAGAAAGAAGCUGAGCAGAUGGACAGAAAUGAAAGAGGAGAGGUGCUGGAAACCAAACAGUUUGGCAAGUUUAGAAAAGGACAGUUUGGAAAUAACAGCCAGAAUUUUAACACUGGUCCACAUGACGGUGGGAGGGGAUCUCACCGAGGUCGACGAGGCAGAUACAAGCGGGCAUACGACCGGCUGAAUGCCUCCAUUACAGCCGAUACAUCCAGCGACAAACAGCAUAAUACUGAUGAUUCGUGCGAGUCACCACUGAAAAAGAGAAACAUGGAUUGUGGUUCAGAGCAGACAUAUUCACUGAAUUCAACUGCUGAAGAAGACCCGCUUUCACAGAUGGUGAAUAAAAGCGUUGAGAAAGAAGAAACUAAAGACAACUUAGAAAAUGAGAAACCCGUCGACAGCUCCAAGCUGAUUGGUGGACUGGCCGGCAUCAUCGACUCGUACAAUUCAGAUGGAGAGGCUGAAAUAAACAAAGGGCAGACAACUCUGUGCAUAAAGAAAAAUGAGUGUGAAGAUUCAUUUACUGGUACAAAUAAAAAUGUGCAGAAUACAGCAAUGGAGUCCAAACAUUCCCAACAACAUCCAAACCAUCCAAACAAACAACAGGCAGUUUGGUUACCUAGGAAACGAGUCACACUGCUGGAAAGGCUUCUGGCACAAGAAAUCCGUCAUGAAAGGAACGUAGUGCUUCAGUGUGUGUAUUAUAUCGUAAAAAACAACUUCUUUGCACGAAAAACAUCCAAAAUGUCAGCUGAACUGGCUACAGAACUGGAACAAGCAAAAAAAUGUAAUGACGAUACUAAGUCUUGUUGCACUAAUGUAUCAGAAGUAUUGCCCACCAAGGCUGAUAACUCUAAUGACGACACUUGUUGCAUUAAUGGAUUGGAAGGAUUGGCUACCGUGGAGCUUGAAAGUGAGGUACAAAGGGCUGAUAACUCUAAUGGGAACACUUGUUGCAGUAAUGAAUCGAAAGGAUUGCCAACCAUUGAGUGCAGAUGAGUUACAAAGGACAGAUAACUCUUGCAGAGACGAAUUGGACGUUGGUGAAAGUUGUGAUAAUAGGGUUACUCUAACAGAGGAAAUUUCAAUGGUGGCGGUGGAGACAGAAGUUGAAAACUAAUGAUUCAAAACAAGAAAAUGUGGUUUCAUAAUAAAGUAUAUUCAUAAUU
Molecule: messenger RNA, 1901 nt
Organism: Gigantopelta aegis
Lineage: Eukaryota; Metazoa; Mollusca; Gastropoda; Neomphalida; Peltospiridae
Product: nuclear fragile X mental retardation-interacting protein 1-like
Exons: 9
Coding region: 73-1731 (552 amino acids)
Biological process (GO): box C/D snoRNP assembly
Cellular component (GO): nucleus
Molecular function (GO): RNA binding
Source: RefSeq, a predicted model, not a curated record